This is a messenger RNA of Bradysia coprophila, 862 nucleotides long. RefSeq lists its product as uncharacterized. The record is from RefSeq and is a predicted model, not a curated record. NCBI's taxonomy places the organism in Eukaryota, Metazoa, Arthropoda, Insecta, Diptera, Sciaridae.
AUGGCGGAGGAGAUAUUGUUGACCAAUGUGGCUCCUAAGGUCGAGGAAGUACCAGCCAGUCUAGCCUCAACAGUAUAUCUGAAGAGUUCAAUUAAAUUUUCAACGUUACUCCAAAAAUCACUCAUCAUCGGACAUCUUUAUAUUUUCGAUUUGGAAAUAAGAUCUCGUGGCGCAUUGGUUGACGUGGAAAUUAAACCACGUAAUAGUGUACCACGCUAUACAGUGAAAUUGAAUGCAAAUUGCGCAGAUAAAGAGCCAAAGAUCUACGAUUUCAACGAAAAGAUUAUCAUUCUAACUGGCAUUCCGUGUAAGAAUUUUGAGCUAAGAUUCGCUAUCGAAUUCUCGCCGAACUACUUAACUGAAAGGUCAUUCAUUGCUGAUAUUAAAAAGCAUUUCUCUACGUCUGUACGCCUCAUCUCAUCGAAUGGUGUUGUCGAAACAAACAAAGAGCUUCUUACCAUCAGAUCGCCUGUGUUCAAGGCCAUGUUCGACAAUGACACAAUGGAAGCUGAAGCAUUGCAAGUGAGCAUGAAAACAUUCAACAAGGAAACACUUGAGGCAUUCGAUAAUUUCUUGGUCACGGACUCUAUUGAGAAUGUUGAAAAAACCGCUCUGGAUCUGUUCAUUUUGGGGGAUCAAUAUGACAUUCCACUUUUGAAAACUAAAGCUGGAGCUGCGAUUCUUAACAAUCUCUCGGAACAGAAUUUCGAACAGGUCAUUUCGUGGAUUUUGAAAUUGCAACCGGAAUUGACCAAGGAAGCUGUUAAGAAUUAUUAUGUGGAAGGUAAGAAGAUGGAAGUUUCGAAAGGCAGCGACAUUUGAGACUCACUUUUCGAAUGAAGAACAUUUUCGGAAAGAUUUC